Messenger RNA from Chelmon rostratus (copperband butterflyfish), 9382 nucleotides. RefSeq names its product zinc finger protein 518A. Lineage: Eukaryota; Metazoa; Chordata; Actinopteri; Chaetodontiformes; Chaetodontidae. The record is from RefSeq and is a predicted model, not a curated record. The transcript has 3 exons. Gene Ontology annotation, biological process: regulation of transcription by RNA polymerase II. Gene Ontology annotation, cellular component: nucleus. Bases 143 to 4306 code for a protein of 1387 amino acids. Gene Ontology annotation, molecular function: DNA-binding transcription factor activity, RNA polymerase II-specific; RNA polymerase II transcription regulatory region sequence-specific DNA binding.
CGGACGUGGACGGGACGCCGCCUGAACUUCCAUCGAGUUCAUAGCACUGUGGCCACACUACAGGCUCUUCCUCUUCAGACACGACAUGCAUUAAUGUUUGAGUUUUUCCUUAAGGAAUACAGACAUCUGCAGGUUUACAGCUAUGGAAGAAGACUUAACAAUACCUCAUGAUUCUGCCAAAAACUGCCACAUAUCGGUAAGAGAAGAUGAAAAAGAGAAGGUGAAAGACUUUGUGUAUAAACAUUUCAGAGAAGUGACUGAUGGAUCACUCUUUAAUAAUGCAGAAGAAUCUUCCAUUAAGGAACAUGGGAGUUGCACCAAGAAAGACAAACUGUCUCUUAAUAAAGCCCAUUGUAAAAUUCAGCAGGGGGCUGUCUUUUCUGGAAAGAUUCUGAGUUUUGAAUGCUCAGUUUGUAAAGACAAUUCCACAUAUAGUCCCAAUGAUCUCCUCAAACACUUUCAAGCGGCUCAUAAAGGAACCCUUCCAACAUACCCUUGUGACCUGUGUGGUUUUGUCACAAACGAGUUCCCUGCUCUUCAACGCCAUCGGAUUGAGCACAGGAAUACUCUGGUUACAUGUGAGCUCUGCAAUGAUGAUGUUCAGUACUCUCUGCUAUUGCUUACCAGACACUACAUCAUGUGUCACAGUCUAAAUGGACAGUUUAAUUGUGACUGGUGUGAAUUUACAACUGUGGAUGCAGGUACAUUUGUCCAGCACAUCCAUCAUCAUAAUGAGAGUCCUUGGAAAUGUUCAAGAUGCAGACAUAUCAGUUUGAAUGAAGAGGAUCAUCAGAAGCAUAUGAAAGCUCACUCGGGUACAUUCCCCUUCAGUUGCCAGAUCUGUGGAUAUGGUUCAGCAAGAAGCGAGUACCUCAAAAAACACAUGGUAGCUGUUCACAAAGAGGAGGCUGAGAGAAGGAAUGUAUGGAAGGCCAUAGAAGACAACAGCACUCCAGCAAAUUUAAAACUUUGCCUACAAAGGAGUGGGGAAUCACAGGAGGCUCAAAGGAUAUCGAAACUGAACUGUUUUUCUGGGAGUUUACAAAACCAAAAUGGCAGGCUAAUCAAAUCGGAGAUAUCCUUAGAGGAGACCCACCACUUUGUGGAUGGGACUGUAGCAAAAAAAGACAACAAAAGUUGGAGUAAAGGCUCUCAUAACACAGAGCAGUCAAUGCCAGUAAUGUUACAGGAGUGCGACAACUCUCCAAGUUCUGAUGCUGCAGGUCAUACCAAUCCAAAUGGACUGACUGUUCUGAUGAUAAAGAACAAAAUCUCUCUUCCCCCCAACUGUACAACCAAAGUGAUGGGAUUCAAGAUGGUUGAUGGCAAGAAGCAUUUAGUUCUCAAAGUAAUACCAACAGCAAAGCAAGACUCGUCCACUCAGAACCAUUCCUCAGUUGAUGAUGUGCUCUCCUCAGCACCAAAUCCUGUGUUGGAUAAAAGUAAGGUUACUGUGGAGAAUGGGGAAUGCUCUGAUAGCAGGACCUCAACAUCACAUUGCUUUGCUGUUUCACCAAGAAGUGGAUCUUGCAUACAGAUGGAUCAAGACGAUAUUAUGGCAGUAAAAGUAAAGAUUGAGGAGGAAGAAACAUCUGUUUGCAACCUUGGUUCCAGCCCAAAUAGAGAUGAUGUUGGGGAAGAAACUGAUGCUGUACUGAGUAGGCCUACGACUUGUGCAGAUUCAUCACAUCAUAUGGCAAAUGAGUUUGAUAUUGUCUCAAGUCAAACAUCAUCCCCAGAGACAAGCAAGUGUGAUAGUAACUCAGUCUCUGCAACAUUUAACUCUGAUGCAACCAGCCAUUGUGGUUCUAAAGUCAGUAAUACUACAACAGUGUGUCCUGGUAAGGUCACUGGUUUAUAUUCGCCUUCAAAAGUUGCUCAGGACACAUUGCUUUCCAAACAACUCUCCAAAAACACUGUUGAAAACUGUGGAGCUGCUGAUGAGUUAUCAGUGAGUGAUACAAUAUCAGAAAAUCUCAUUGGCAAACACAAACGGAACUCUUCCUUUAACACUAUAGAAAAUGGUGACCAAUCUUCUCAGAAUACACCAGAAAAGGACAACCGUGAUAGGGUUAAAACUGAGAUUAAACAUAAAAAUGGCCAGCAAAAUUUUGAAAUGCUUUUGACAAAUCCAGUACCUCCAUUAGAGUCAUCCCCACCUACUUCUGGUUGCCGCAGAGAAAGUGCCAUUGGCUCAGAAAAUUGCACACAAAAUUCACCUAACCAAGAAGUAUUUACUUUUCACAAUUAUUCCAAGGAAACAUUCAGCACCUCACUUAACACUACCCAAAACUUUGACGAUCUGUGUGAACAUUCAGAAGACAAUAGAAGUAUUUGUGAAUCGUCACAAUUUAGCAUGACAUUGGCAGAGUCUCCAGAAUCAUUCACAGAAAGUGGAAAUGGAGAGGAGUUAGCUCUAGAAAAGAAUCAGGAGAGCAUGAAGAAAGUGUCAGAUGGUGAUAUUGAAGUUGAUGAGUGCAUAGUUGACGAUCCUCCCAUUGAGGAUGAAAAUCCUGAGUCAGUGCUCCAAGACUUUAAUAUUAUCAAAAUUGAGGAGGAGAGCGUUCCUAUAUCCAAAAAACAGUCAGAAACAAAAAAUAGUUCAACUUCUUUGGGUAGUUUUGUUGAGGAACACUCAGAUGCAAUCAUUACCCAACAACUUAGUAAGGAAAGAGUUGGCUCGUCUAGUGCAAGUAGCAAUUCUUUAAAACAAACAAAAACGACUCUACGAAUCCUUCAGUUACCAGAGGGUAAGCAGCAAGUGCUCCUGAGGACUAAUGAGAAUAGAUUUGCCAUGCCAGUGCAGGUCAAGGCCACUCCAGGUUUCAAACUGAUAACCAAUUCUGCAAAUCCUCAGAUCAAUGUAUCUUACAUGAAGCCAGGGUUAGAAAAAUCAAGUAACCCUACUGUAACCCUUACUCCAAACAGCAGAAGGAUAGGUGUUUCAGCACCAAAGGCAGGAGCUGCUGAAAAAGGGACAACACUUCUCUCUGCUGUUCAACCAGGUGUUAGUACCACCUCAAAUCACUACUUUAUCAACAGCCCGGGUUUUAAGGGUCCUGUACUCCUUUCAAGCACACCACAUAAUACACCUACAGACAAAACAGCAAAGACACAGCCAACUUGCUACUUAGUGCAGAGGUCUGUUCCAUUUGUUCAAAACCCCAGUACUCCUGGCCUCAGACUGGCAAGUACACAACUCCCACUGAACACACGGCCAGUUCUAGCUAUGCCCGUCAGCUCUUCAGACAAACCCAGCACUCUGCAGACUGGUCGACAGGCAUUCCUGCUCCGAUACAUUUCUCCAUCCAAAUCAGGACUAGUAUUGAACAACCAAGAUGCAAAGACUGUGACUCAGUGUAGCCAAACCAAUGAAAGUACUGGAAACAAGGUCAUAUUUAAAAUUGUCUCUCCCACUGGUAGCCUUCUAACAAGUGGUACCCCCACCUCAAGCAGUCAACCUUUGUUUUUGGCAACCAGACCUCAAACACAGUGUUUUCUGGUGUCAUCAAACAAAACUAGUUCAAAUACCUCCAAUGGAGUAAAGAAAUUGAUCACUAUACAAAAUGCUGCACAGAAAGAUGUCACCAAAUCUUGCAUUUCACCCUCUAAGGUGAAUGUAAAGAUACCACAGUGUGAAGGAGAGAAACCUAUCCUAGCCCCAAGGCCAAUUCGACCUCCAAGCCAAAGGAAAAGGCGCAGGAAAGCAUUGUUUGAUGAGCUUCCAGCAACGGUGCACAAAGCCAGAAGACUCACAAAUAAAGUACUGACUGAGAAAGAGACUGUGUUAUGGAAACCUGUAGCCAAAGAAGUUGAAAGGACAUUAAGACUUGCCCCUUUCAGUUCUCUACAGCAGGUCAAAUGCCCUCGUAGAUACCAACCUGUUGUGGUGCUCAAUCAUCCAGAUGCUGACAUUCCUGAAGUGGUCAAUAUCAUGAAGGUAGUUAACAGGUAUAAAGGUGCUGUUACUAAGGUCUCCCUGUCUCAGAAAACAGUUCAAGCACUCUCUGAGCUUGGUGCUCUGGGGAAGAUUUCCUUGACCAAAGGUGCAUCGUCUCAUAGCGAUGAUCCAAGACCUCGGCCAGUUAGGAGUUCUGUCCGAGAGCGAUUCCUCCUGAAACUGAAGUUAAGAAAAAAAAGCAAAAAAAAGUACGAAGUGGUGGAAACUUCAUCAGGUUGUAGACAAGAGCCUUUGGUGUUCGACUGCUGGUUUUGUGGUCGGCUCUUCAACAGCCAAGAAGACUGGAUUGGCCACGGCCAGCGGCACCUCAUGGAGGCAACUAGAGACUGGAAUAAACUGUUCUGAAAGUUUCACCUUUAAGUGGGUGGGUUGAUAUUCUGUCCUUUUGAGGUGGAACAAAUGGUUGAAGUUGUAUAUUUUUUAAUAACCUUUCACGAUAUGUUUGCUCAAUUUCUGUUCUUGUAAAUACACAUUCUUAAGUGAAUCAUAGUUUAUCUUUUCAUAGGUGCAUAUUCUGGUAAAUUAUGUACUGCAAGUAUGAUUUCUAUCAUGCACGCACAGGUCAAAUUGAACUGUGAAAAUGGUACACUGUAAUUAGGAGUUGUUUUAAGAGGACUAUCUUAAAAAAGUGGAUAAUGUCAGCAACGGUUGUAUGCAGAGUCGAUUUAAAUUACUCAGGUGAUUUCAUAUUAAUCUGGUUUGUCAUUUUUGCUCAUAAAUUUCAAAAGCGCAUAGGACUAGUUUAAGGGACUUUUCUAUGUUUUAUUAUCCUGCACAUGAGGACAGGUAACUCUAUUUGUAUAGCUUAACUCUACAGCUUGUAGACAAAUUCAGUUCUUUUGCGCUUGUGAUGAAAAAAAAACAUUCUGGUCCAAAUUUUUCCAUUUUGUAUGAUGUUUUAAUUGAAUGGGACAUAAUGUUACAUUAUUCUAUUGUCAGGAUUAGUUAACAGUUUCCUUGUCAGGAUUUUGUCAACCUGUAGCAUGCAUUUGUCAAGACUGGAGCUGACAUUUUUCAGAGUAAUGUCUUUAGUCUAACAAGUGUUGCAGAUAGACAGUUUUAUGAAAUACUUUUGCCGAAAAGAGAAAUUCUGUAUCUGUUAAACAGGCAUGUUGUCAUGGCUCUCUGUCAGUUCUUGAGAAAUGCAGAUCAGACCAUUUUACACCCUAUGCAGUUUUGAUGCAACAAGAUUUGUUUUUUUGUUGCUUGUGCACAUUUUGUGAAUCAUUUGAAUCCACGUUUGAUUUCUGAAUUUACAGAUAAAUCUUAAAGGCUCCAUUAAUUUGCGUUUGGAUUGUAAUUUUUUGUGAGUUACACUGUUAAUUCAUUAAAAAAAAGAUCCUGUUGCAGAAUAUUAACAUCAAGAGAAACUUAAUAUGAAAGUCACAAUACAAUUUGGCAUCCAAAUCCAAAAACAAGUUAAGAAAAUAGCUGCAUUCUUUUCACCGUUGAUAAUUGGUAUUGUAAAGAUCAAGUAAUUAUACCCUGUAUGUCAAUAAUAAGGUAUAUCGACAAUAGAUUAAUUAGGGUUAAAGCUAACAGUUAUUUUCACUUUUGAUGAAUCUGCAGAUUAACUUCUCUAUUAUCCCUCAACUAAUUAAGUGUCAGAAUAUAGUGAGAAAUACAAAAUCACUAUUUUUGCAUAGACCAGUGUGACGUCAUCACAUGUCUGUGUUUGCCCAACAGUCCAACACUCAAAGCUAUCUACUUUAUCAUCACAUUGUACAAAGAAAGGCGGUAAAUCAUCACAACGUAGAAUCUGGAAUGGGACAAAGUUUGCCAUUUUGCUCUGAAAAAUUACGAUUAAUCAAUGAUCACAUAUUGAUAACAUUAUUACAGAUGAACAGAUUAUUUUUCUGCCAAUCAACUGAUAGAUUAAUUGAGUAAUUGUUUCAGCUCUAGGUUAUCCAUGUUUCCAGUUGCUUUUAUUUAGCCUUUUUCUAAUCAAAGCUUCAUCAGUGAAAUGCUUCUGCAGAUGCUUCAUAUUAAACGCCUGUCGGAAAGUAAGCGAUUAUUCCCUGUAAACGGGAGGGCUUUUAAUAUGAAACAUCUUUGCAGGAAGUAUACAUUUUUAUCGACAGUAAUGUACAAGCAGCUGAUAUCAGAGUGACGAGUAUGACAUGACUGUCGUUCUGAUAGAAUUAAUGCUGUGGAAAUGUACAUUAUGGUGGUUGACUGGUCCAAAUCUGGCCAGCUAAUGCAACAAGAUCAGUAAUCAUGUUGAGCCCAGUGUUACUAUACCACACCCUACAAAAUAACUAAAUAUUAGCCACUCGGACCAUUAUCAAAGGACUAUGGGAAAUGGAAACAUGGUUUGCCGCUUGAACCUGCAUUACUGCUGCUAGUGCUGAAUAGAACAAGGACAAAGGUAGUUGUUAAGCUGGGAGAGGUUGGAUGGAUCACAAAUUCCAAAUCAUUUAGUCGAUAUACGAAAUGCAAUGGAGAACUUUUAAACUGUACAGAAUUGGAUUAUGGUGUAAAUAAAAAUGUGAAACAGCAUUUUUUUUUUUUUUUUUUUUUUUACAAACAUUUACUAUAGAACAAAGUAAACCCAGAGACCCCAGAUAAAAAGUCAUCUUCAUACAUUUUUUAAAAUUGUAUUUGGUUCAAUAAAAAUUGUCUUGUUACUAUGAAAUUAUUUCAGAAGUGAUUUAAUAGUUACUGUGAUGUUUUCUUUUUCUUUAGACACUUUAAGUGUAGUUAGAGCCCUGAAUGUAGCCCAUGUGUUUGGACCCUGCUUUAACUGUCACCUUUCUACUGCAUCACUGUUGUACUGUAAAUCUGCUCACUGUCAUCAAGUCCAGUAUGCUGUACAUACAUUUGUUUUAAUGUUACAUUUGGCAUACUUUUUCUAAAUGGGUUUCAAUGAUUGUGUUACAUGAUGGUUGAACCCUGGAAUGAAUGUUCGAUUCUGGUCAAUAUGCAAAAGUGAACAAUGCAAGCCAUGCUAGUAUAUUUUUAUUUUUAUUUUUAUUUUCCAUUCAACAAAACGUUUCUAAAAAGCCAGCCUCCAAUUACUGAAGUUCUGACCUCAGCAGGGUCCGCUUUUCACCAGCAUUUGCUAAAUGUUUAUUUCAGUCAGCUUCUUCAAUAAUAACAGGGCGUUUUGUACUACAUUAAGUUAAUUCACUGAAAUAAUUUCCUGUAAAGCUCCUUUAAAUGUGGCAUGAGCAGUAGCUACAUUCCACUGAUAAACAUAUGUGACUAACCAAUGAAACCAAACAUACAUUCAACUUCCAUUUGGUUCAGGGGGUGUUUUCACAAGCUGCUACUGAAGGAAUUGUUUAACAUUUUGGGAAUUAACCUUACACUCACUCAAUGAUUGAGUGUUGAGUUCAGAGCUGCAGUCAGGACGUGUUUAGCCUGGCUUAGCACGAAGACUGAGUAGUGGGAACAGCUAGCCUGGUUCUGUCCAAAGUUCAAAAAUACACCUGCAAACACAUCUAAAGCCCAGCAAUUAUGUUAUAUCUGGUUAUUUAAUCUGCAUAUAGAUGUAAAAAAUAAAGUUUGUGGUUUAGGUGGACUUAUUAGGUGGAAUUAUUUGUUGACCAACAGUUUAUUCACCCAGUACUUGGUGCUGUGUCUCCAGCUUCAGCGCAGGUUGUCAGAUACACUUAGUGAACACAGAUUUUAGUUUAGCUCUUCAUACAGGCACAGUGGCACCAUACCUGUCAGCCCGACCUAAAGACAAGGCUCAUGAAAGCUGCAGGACUGUUGUUUGUCCAGAAAUAAGAUAAAAACUUUAUUAAUCCCACACCGGGGAAAUUACAUUGUAACAUGCUGCAAACAACAAAAGAUAGACAUAGGAACAGAUCCAACAUGCAACUCCCUCUAAAACCACAAAUAUUUUUUUUUACAUUUCUAUUUGGUUCAGAUAAAACAAGCAAGAUUCAACAUGUUAACCGUAGAGCUUGAACCUAUGGCCUUUUUUCUGGACAGAGUGAGGCUAGUGGUUUCCCCCUGUUUCCAGCCCGUAUGCUAAGCUAGGCUAACUGUGACCUGACUACAUUAGCUUGAUUUUGAUUUUCUCAGCUCAUUCUCUGAAAGAAAUUGAAGCAUAUUUCCCAAAUUUGUUGACUUCUUUCAAUAAGUGCACAUUUGGAGUACAUGAUUCGGCCAGCUCACCAUUAGACCGAAUGAGAUCGAUAUCCAUCUUCUCGCCUCACUGUCAGACUGAAAGUGAUCAAGCUUGUAUCACAAAAUCUUAAGGUAUUCCUUUAAUCAAACCAGCCUAGCCAGCUGCAGCCAGCUCGGCCCCUUUUCCAAGACAAAGCAUUUAAAAUCUGCCUGCCUUUACAAUUCAAGGUAAAUGUGCAACUGAUGUCUUUACAUUUCUCUUUUAUAAGGGAAAAAUGAUCAUGACUUGACAUUCACCUGCAAAAUGUCUAACAUCACAACAGUAUUGGAACUUUGUUUCAAGGGUCUCCUACCCUAGAAAUGUGCAUGUGGUUAGUAUUUCUCUUUUCUUUUUGGAACAAAUUUCUUCAAAUCAAGGGCCCCAAUUUAAAAUACUGCUUACACAUACGCUAACUAGAUAUAAAGUGAUUAAAGGUUUUGUCAUUGCAAUCCUUAUGUUAAGGGAUAUCAAGUUUUUUGAUGAUUAUUUUUCUAAACUGAAACGUAACUCAUGUCUGCAUUAUAACAGACUACAUUGAAAUUCGGGAUAUGAUGAGUCAAAUCAUAAGUCUGAGAUAACUGAGUAUAUUUAAUGCUAUAAUUUAAUGACCACAUAUUAUGUUUGACCACUCUCUCUUUGAUUUUAUAACUCACCCUGCUCAUACAGACAGCCUGAGUUGAUCAGCCAAAUUAAAGCCAACACCAAAUGAACUGUUGUUUUAGAUGGGUUUAUGUUUGUUUCUUACUGAUCACAUGGUUUAAUGUACAUGGAAAUGAACAGUAUGACAGCAGCCCUGUUGUUUCCUCUUUUCUGCUUCCUCUUCACUGCUCUCAACCCAAAGAACUAUUUGGUUUCAUCAUGAAAUUUCAAAAACAAUUAUGUUGAUGGGGUUUCUAACAGCACAAUUGAGUUCUGCAGUGUGAUAAUUACAAACCACUUAUCUUAGGGGGAUGCACUCCUGGAUCAGCUUAUUUUGUCACAAUGAUCUUAAAAUUAAAAGUGAACAAUCACUGAAAUCCAUUUCAGUUUAUGCACAAAGACAGCUCCUACAGUCCAGCUCUGUGCUUCGCCCCUUCAGUUGUUAGGAUGAUGAUGCCCUACCACAAACUAGAUUGUAGCUUUCGACCCUCAAAUGCUGAGCUCAUGUGCAGUAUAAGUGUUUCUGUCCAACAGCUGUUCCAGUCUUCACUGAAUCUUUUGUCAUGCUAAGUGCCUCAAAUGUCCUUUGGCAGGUUGACAGUGUGUACUGUAUUAUUUUGUUCAGUGUAGUGGUGCACUCUCCUCUAAUAAAUGUACAUACCUUA